AUGGGUUUUAAGUAUUCGAUUCCCACAGACGGCGCCAAACUAUUAAUGCUUUUUUUCGGAGAGGGUCAACUUAGAGAUAGGGGUUUGUCUUUAGCAAGAGAAGGGCCUGGGCCUUCAGUAGAUGGCUGGCCUGCAGAAGACAAAACAGGAGAAGCAGUCGUUAAGCUUCGGACACCGGUGUGGUGCCGACCGAAGGCUCUCCGAUGCUUGAGUCAGCUAGGGGUAGUAACUAUUGCAAAGUUUGGCAGUUCGGAGCUUCGGCAGGUGGUUGUCCCUUCGGAAGAGCAUCUCCCUUUGGCAGGGAAGAAGGCAUGUCUGCCUUGGUACAGCAAUGGACAUGAGUUUGUGGCAACUGAGAAGGACUGGGGCUUUCCAUUAUUCAUUCGUCUAAGUGAGCUUUGUAACCAUGAUAAAGGGUAUCUCGUGAAUGAUACAUGUAUUUUUGAAGCUGAAGCUGAAGUUUCAGUUCAUAACGUUAAAGGUAAGAUUUUAAAAGACCCAGAAACUAGUUGA
Prunus armeniaca (apricot) is the source of this 513-nucleotide messenger RNA. The record is from the annotation of a GenBank genome assembly. Lineage: Eukaryota; Viridiplantae; Streptophyta; Magnoliopsida; Rosales; Rosaceae.